AUGCCAAAAGCUGAUAAAAUUGCGAAUAUUGAACUCAAGACUCAAAAUGUAAUGGUUCAUUUUGGACGUUGCAGAAGGGAAAAAAUCUUGAGAGGAUACUGUCGAAAACUUCAGGAUUGCAAGACACUGACGGCAGAACAGAAAAAUAAUAAAGAUUUAUUGAAAAGUUUAGAAUGUUCGAAUGAAGAUUAUUUACAAACUUACUGCUGUCCAUUAGAAAUUACUGACACUGGCAGCAAGCCUACUGGAAUCAGUCAAGGUAGCUGGAUGCACUCACAUACAACUUGUGGUCAAUUUAAAAAUUUCUGCAGCACAGAUAGUGACAAAAUAAAGCACAAAUUAACUUGCAACAAUUUUUUAAGUGCCCGCACUGAUAAAUUUCCUUGGUUGGUGGACUUGGUUUAUGGAAACCAAUACUUUGCACAAAUAACGCCAUUCUGUAGAGGAACCCUAAUUAGCGAUCGUUGGAUUUUGACAGCAUCGUUCUGUGUAGCUGGAAGGGAGUUUCAUAAUGGUUCGAAACUAGUUGGUGUACGAUUGAAGGCAAAUAGCUUGACUAGCUAUGUAGAUAUAAAAUGUGAUAAAAUAGUGCUGCAUCCGAAAUUUAAAAGUAAAUCGGUGGAAUCUGGUAGAGAUGUAGCACUAAUUCGUCUACAAAAUGCAAUAAAAUUUUCAACAAAUUUAUUACCAAUUUGCUUACCACAAAAAAUACCAGAUUUCCAGAGCAAACAUAAAGCAACAAAUAUUUUGGGAGAAAAGGUAUUAAAAUAUAUAUUUCCAUUAUGUGAACAAUCAAAUGAAAAUUCAAAUACAACUGAAACUUGUCAAAGUAGCUAUGGUGCACCACUAAUGGUACAAAUAUUUAAUAGUGAGAAAAAAUUAGUUUUCUACUUAUUAGGUAUUGUAUCGAGUGAUGAAAAUAACUACUUUCUUGAAAAGGUGCCGAAAAAAUUCACUGCCAUUAAACCACACAUGGAUUGGAUCACUGAAGUUAUUAAAACAGGAACGUAA
Messenger RNA from Teleopsis dalmanni, 1011 nucleotides. RefSeq names its product chymotrypsin-like elastase family member 2A. Gene Ontology annotation, molecular function: serine-type endopeptidase activity. Bases 1 to 1011 code for a protein of 336 amino acids. Gene Ontology annotation, biological process: proteolysis. The record is from RefSeq and is a predicted model, not a curated record. NCBI's taxonomy places the organism in Eukaryota, Metazoa, Arthropoda, Insecta, Diptera, Diopsidae. The transcript has 3 exons.